Oncorhynchus keta (chum salmon) is the source of this 1303-nucleotide messenger RNA. It is a transcript of the gene arpc4, whose product is annotated as actin related protein 2/3 complex, subunit 4. The coding region runs from base 263 to 769 and encodes 168 amino acids. The transcript has 7 exons. Gene Ontology annotation, biological process: Arp2/3 complex-mediated actin nucleation; actin filament polymerization. The record is from RefSeq and is a predicted model, not a curated record. Gene Ontology annotation, molecular function: actin filament binding. Lineage: Eukaryota; Metazoa; Chordata; Actinopteri; Salmoniformes; Salmonidae. Gene Ontology annotation, cellular component: Arp2/3 protein complex; actin cytoskeleton.
CUGCGUCUCAACCAAUAGCCAAUAUAGGCUAAAUAUCCCAAGCAGGGCUACAGCAACUUCCAGAAAGGGUCAGGCUCUUUCUUGGGCUUUGUGGUGGCUACUCUGGUUUGGGUGUCCUCGGCAAAAUGGUGUCGCUGUAAUCAAGGAGUCACAUAUCGUUCUGGGUUCCACUGUGCAAGAGCAGUGUGUUCCAGUGAGCGCAGAGGGUCACGGAAGAGCCUUGGCAAGUGUACUUCCGUCUUCCCCCAGCGGAUACAGAGAAAUGACAGCAACUCUGCGCCCGUACCUCAACGCUGUGCGUGCCACGCUGCAGGCCGCCCUCUGUCUGGAGAACUUCUCCUCUCAGGUGGUGGAGCGCCACAACAAGCCAGAGGUGGAGGUCCGGAGCAGUAAAGAGUUGCUGCUGCAGCCAGUCAUCAUCAGUCGUAAUGACAAGGAGAAGGUUCUUAUCGAGGGCUCCAUCAACUCAGUCCGAGUCAGCAUCGCUGUCAAGCAGGCAGAUGAGAUUGAGAAGAUCCUGUGCCAUAAGUUCAUGCGCUUCAUGAUGAUGAGAGCAGAGAACUUCUUCAUCCUGAGGAGGAAACCAGUGGAGGGCUAUGACAUCAGUUUCCUCAUCACCAACUUCCACACAGAGCAGAUGUACAAGCACAAGCUGGUGGACUUCGUCAUCCAUUUCAUGGAAGAGAUCGACAAGGAGAUCAGUGAGAUGAAGCUGUCUGUCAAUGCCAGGGCCCGUAUCGUCGCUGAGGAGUUCCUCAAAAACUUCUAGGAAAAUUCCCAAACAUUCCUUACGCUGAUCACAACUGUCAACAUGGUUUCUUGGAGGGUGCACAUCACAGGACAGAGAGAGAAGGGGCAGAAGUGUGACCAGUCAAUCGCAGUCAAGAAAGUAAAGACUCGUCAGACCAAUGGGGUGUGGCCCUUCAUUAAGGUAUCCCUGUGCUCAAAAAUAUUGAUGUUUGUACAUAAUGAAUAUUCACAGCCUCAUUUAAUUUCUGCUUUUAGAACAAAGCUUUAAAAUCAGGGUGGGUCCUUAAAAUGAAACCCUAAUCAAUAUUAAUGAGCACAGGGAAAUUCAUUUUUUUUUUUUUGAUAAUUUACUUUUUUUUAAAUAUAAAUAUUAUAUGCACACCAUUUUUUUUGCUAUGUUUUUGUUACAACAAACAUUCAAACCUGAGGAAAAAUGAAUUGGUGCACUUGUUUCUUGUCUUAAUACACACAGAGCAGACUCUAUCAUUGAUGGAAAUUAUUGUGAUGAUAAUAAUAGUGCUGGCAGUGAUGAUGAAUAAACCCCUUUAUUGUU